AUGUCCACCGAAGCCCAAGACCGGGAACUGGCCGGCAGAAAAAGAUCCCAUGGUGAUUUCCUUAACCCAGAGUCAUGCGGGCCCGCAGCAUUCAGGGACUCGGAUCACCUCCAGGCCGACCAUUCAUUGAGCGACAAAGAAAAUGAUGUCCAAGGCACCCCCUUCGAGGCUUUGGCUUCACCCCAGGCAAAAUCCAGUUCUAGCUUGAGUGAACCAGCGAGCAGUCCACUCAACCCCAGAUCGCCCUCUCCUAGCCCGGCCCCGGCGAAUCCCUCGACACCAGCACAACCUACUCUGGCCACAGUUAAAUCAUCAGCACAGAAGGCGACAGCCGGUGAGCCGCCGAAAAAGAAGCGGCUAACUACUGAAGAGAAGGCGGCUAGGGAUGCUGAGAAGCGCACACGGGACGAGGAGCGGGAAAAAAAGAAGCGAGAGAAGGAGGAAGCCGAGAAGCUUAAAACACAACAAAAGGCCGCAAAGGCGGAAGCUGAGAAACUGAAGGCGCAACAAAAGGCCGAGGAGAAAGCUGCCAAGGCCGCUGAGAAGGCAGAAAAGGAACAAGAGAAAAAGCAGCGAGCAGAGGAGCGUGAGAAAAAGAAGCGGGAGAAAGAGGAGGAAGAAGCUAAAAAGGCACGCAGCCAAAUGAGGCUCACCAGCAUGUUCAACCGCACGGCAAUAACCCCUAAAAAGGAGGCUGCUUCCAAAUCCGACAAUGGCCAGUCAACCGGUGCUACGGCGAAGAACGAAGCGAAGGAGACGUCACUUUACGAUCAAAUGUUCAAGCCAUUCUUCAUCAAAGAACAUGUCAAACUGGCCAAGAACUCCCUAGAGAUGGACGAAGAGACAAGAGAGGCCAAAGCCGAGAUUUUGGACGAGUACCUCUCGGGGAAACGCCAACAUCCAACAACAACCUUUGAGCCGCUAGAAGCACUUCAGAUCCCGUACAAGGUCCGCCGUGGGCGUGUUUAUCCGAGCGUCAAGAAGAUCAUGAGCGAGUUUGAAGGACCUUCUACCAGCACUCCUUCCGACCAAACCACAGAAUCGCAGAACGCGCAGAUGAGACACACCCUCGAGGUUUUGAAGUCGGUGCCGAUGAAGUCGAUCAAAUUUAGGGAAGACGUGAGGCCACCAUACAUCGGCACCAUCAGCGGCCUACCGCCAGGUGUGAAGAGCCUCCACAAACUUGCCCGAAAACCGGUCUCCAAAAUUCUUCCCCUAAACUACGACUAUGAUUCGGAGGCAGAGUGGCAAGAAGAGGAGGGUGAGGACGUGGAUGAUUUGGACGAUGACGAGGAGGAUGUGGAGUUGGACGAAGACAUGGAUGAUUUCCUGGAUGACUCCGAAGACGCGGGCCCAGCGAGGAGGGUUUUCUCUGGGGGCAUGGAGCCCGAGAGCUUUGGGCCAUGCUGGGAGAACCGCAAACGGAGCUCGGCCGAGCCGAAAUUGUACAAGUACCGCCUGGAAUUUGUUCUAGAACCACUCGAACACCAUCACAGCAUCGACCCUUUCUCGACCAGCUACUGGGAGUCGCCCAAGCCGAAGGCCGGCACGAGUAACGAACCAUCUGCCGCGUCCGCAUCCACGUCCACACCUGCCACGACUGCCUCUACUUCCUCGAGUUCCGCCCAGGACGCCCGUGCCAACCCGAUGGCACCACCCCCCGCCCCGGCAGAUGCCUUCCAAGCUCUUAACCCUGGAGCAGCGGCGGCGGGUUCUAAGAAGUCGCAGCAGCCGCUACCAUUAGACAUGCAACAGAAACUGAAGGACCUUGUGCGCUCCAUGCCAAACCUCAGCAAGGUCGGCGUGAUCGAGCUGUUUGCGGCAAGUCACGCGGGUUGUUCAAGGAACCAGAUCAAGACCUCGUUUGACGCGAUAUUCGAGAAAUCCGGCAAGGUGUUCAAGGUCAAGGGAGAGUAA
Molecule: messenger RNA, 1917 nt
Organism: Chaetomium globosum CBS 148.51
Lineage: Eukaryota; Fungi; Ascomycota; Sordariomycetes; Sordariales; Chaetomiaceae
Exons: 3
Coding region: 1-1917 (638 amino acids)
Biological process (GO): nucleosome assembly
Cellular component (GO): CAF-1 complex; nucleus
Source: RefSeq, a predicted model, not a curated record